Rosa chinensis is the source of this 2175-nucleotide messenger RNA. RefSeq lists its product as uncharacterized. Gene Ontology annotation, molecular function: RNA-DNA hybrid ribonuclease activity; nucleic acid binding. NCBI's taxonomy places the organism in Eukaryota, Viridiplantae, Streptophyta, Magnoliopsida, Rosales, Rosaceae. The record is from RefSeq and is a predicted model, not a curated record. The transcript is spliced from 4 exons. The coding region runs from base 1 to 2175 and encodes 724 amino acids.
AUGACUGAGUUAAGGCCUAUUGCACUAUGUAAUGUGGUAUACCGAAUUUGCUCUAAAGUGUUGGCCAAUAGAUUGAAGAAGAUUUUGGGAGAGGUUAUAUCUCCACUACAGAGUGCAUUUGUACCAGGCCGAUUGAUCUCUGACAAUACUUUAGUGGUCACUGAGGUGGCUCAUUUUCUGCAUAAGAAGAGAAGCGGGGAGGAGUAUUUCUCUCUAAAACUUGACAUUAGUAAAGCGUAUGACAGGUUGGAGUGGAAUUUUUUGAGACAGAUCCUUUUAAAGUUAGGGUUUGCAGCAGAGUGGGUGGAUCUAGUGAUGACUAGUAUUCAAACAGUCAGCUAUUCCUUCUUAGUGAAUGGAGAAGUCCGGGGUUAUGUUCGACCAUCUCGGGGUAUUAGACAAGGUGAUCCAUUGUCACCUUAUCUAUUUAUCUUAUGUGCUGAAGGGUUGUCUUCUCUGAUUGAGUUUUUUGCACAGCAGCAAUGGAUUCAAGGUAUCAAGGUUACUCCUACUGCACCGCUUUUGCAUCAUUUAUUGUUUGCAGAUGAUAGUUUUUUGUUUGGCGCUGCAACUGAAGAGGAAUGUCAGCAAUUCAGAAAUAUUUUAUAUGCCUACGAGAUAGCUUCUGGGCAGAGAGUAAAUCUACAGAAAAGCAAUGUCGCUUUUAGUAAGAAUGUUAGUAUGGACAGGCAAUUGUAUCUGGCAGAUAUCCUUGGGGUGCAAAGGGUGGAUAAACAUGAGAAAUAUCUUGGCUUGCCUACCCAUGUUGGAAGAUCAAAAACAGCUGCAUUUGCUUACUUGAAAGAGAAACUUACAAAGAAAGUCGUCAGCUGGAGAGCCAAAUUAUUAAGCGGUGCAGGUAAAGAAAUUCUAAUUAAAGCUGUUGCUCAAACUGUUCCAAUGUAUGUGAUGAACUGCUAUAUGCUCCCUUUGGGUCUCUGUGAUGAUAUGCAUCAGUUAUGUGCCGGUUUCUGGUGGGGGGAUUCAGAGGAGAAAAAUAAAAUUCACUGGAGAUCUUGGGAACGGUUAUGUGUUCCUAAGAAGGAGGGUGGUAUGGGCUUUAAGAACUUGCAUUGGUUUAAUAAGGCUAUGUUGGCUAAACAAAGUUGGCGGUUGCUACAUAAUCCAAAUUCCUUGAUAGCUAGAUUGUAUAAAGCUAUUUAUUUUCCUAAUGGUGAGUAUCUCACAGCUGGUUUAGGGGAUACACCCUCAUUUUCAUGGAGGAGCAUUGUGGAAGCUAGGCAGGUGUUAGUACAGGGCCUCAGAUGGCAGGUUGGGAAUGGUGAGCGUAUUGAGAUAUGGAAUCAUAAUUGGAUUCCAGAUGUGUACCCCAGAGGGCCGUCUUCACCUCCUCCGUAUGAUGCACCCCGUUUUGUUGAGGAGCUUAUUGACCCUAUUACUCGAAGUUGGGAUGUAAAUCUACUUGCCAGCCCCCCACCACCUGUUGAUUCUUAUAAGGCAGUGUGGAAGGCAAUAUGGGAUGCUAAAAUACCUAGCAAGGAAGUUUGGCAUAGAGCUGGUUUACAGCUGCCUACUGGGCCGGGCGACAAUUUUAUAGAUUGGAACAGUCAAUUAUGGGAACAUAAGAAACAGCAUGCAUCUGAGGCUGUGUUGCUCACUAUGGGUUGGUAUGAGGAGUUCAAAAAAGUAAAUGUGCAGCCAACGGAUAUUAGGAGACAAUUGGUGAAAUGGACAAGACCACAAGAGAAUUGGGUGAAGGUUAAUUGUGAUGGUGCAUUUCAGCCGGCAACAAGAAAGGGGGGUGCUGGAGUUGUGAUCCGAGAUGCUAAUGGUGCUUUUCAAGUUGGUGCUGCUAGACUUCUCCCUUUAGUAACGUCGCCUUUCCAUGCAGAAUUGAUGGCGUUAAAGGAAGGGAUCAAUUUGGCAGUGGCAUUACAGCAUGAGCAGGUACUGUUUGAAUCUGAUUGCUCUUUAUUGGUUCAAGCUGUGCAUUCAACUGAACCGGAUUUAUCUACAAUGAGUAUGUUGCUUGAUGAGAUCAGACUAGUGCUGCAAAAUCAUGGUGGUUAUAGAAUUAAUUAUGUAUCAAGGGAAGCAAAUACAGUAGCUCAUGGAUUUGCUUCACAUGCCUUAAGAAAUAGUGAUAGCCAAACUUGGUUUGGCAUAGCUCCCGAAUUUAUAAGGGAUGUCAUUCGAAACGAUUGUAAUCGUUAA